GCAGGAAAUGCUUGUUGUUCGUACCCCUGUGAGAAUAAUGGAAUCUGUACAACACAAGGUUUUGAUAAAUUUACAUGUGAUUGUACUGGAUUAGAUUAUUAUGGAGAUCGGUGCCAACAUCGUAAGUCAACAACAUGGAAGAAGUUUGUAUUAUUAUUUAAACCCUCCUCAGAUACAAUUCAUAACCUUCUAGUUGAUAAUAAAUGGUUAUGGAAUAUUGUUAAUAAUAUUUCAUUUUUAAAAAAUGCUGCUAUGAAAAGAAUCUAUCUUAUAAGGUCCUUUAUGGUCAAUAGUCCUGCUGUAUAUGAAUCUGAACAUGAAUAUCCAACAUUUCAAGCUGCUGUAAACUAUACUUAUUUUGCUAGAACAUUACCUCCAGUUCCUCUAAAUUGUCCUACUCCUAUGGGAGUAAAAGGGAAGAAGGAACUGCCUGAUGUUGAUUUAGUUGUUGAUAAAUUUUUUAAAAGAACAACAUUUUUACCUGAACCAAUAGGCAGUAAUGUUUUAUUUACGUUCUUCGCCCAACAUUUUACACAUCAAUUUUUUAAAACUGAUAUUAAGGCCGGUGCUGCUUAUCAAUGGGGAGGACAUGGGGUUGAUGUAUCACAUAUUUAUGGAAAAAAUAAACAAGUUGAACUAGCUUUAAGAUCUAUGAAAGAUGGUAAAAUGAAGAUGCAGGUUAUUAACGGUGAAGAAUAUCCACCAUAUUUAAAAGAUGUAGAUGUUCCCAUGACCUAUCCACCAGGGAUACCAGAUACCAUGAAAUUUGCUUUAGGACAACAGGUAUUUGGUUUAUUACCAGGAUUAUUUCUCUAUGCUACUAUUUGGUUACGUGAACACAAUAGAGUUUGUGAUAUAUUAAAACAAGAACAUCCAGAAUGGGAUGAUGAACAACUCUUUCAAACAACUAAAUUAAUUAUUGUUGGUGAAACAAUUAAAAUAGUGAUAGAGGAUUAUGUUCAACAUCUGAGUAACUAUCAUUAUAAACUUUCAUUUAAUCCUGAAUUAUUACAUGGAGAAUCCUUUCAAUAUCAAAAUCGUAUCACAGUAGAAUUCAACCACCUUUAUCACUGGCAUCCAUUAAUGCCUGAUGACUUUAACAUCAGUGGUACAGUUUAUCCUAUUAAAGACUUUGUAUUCCAUUCUGAAUUAGUUAUUAAACAUGGUGUGAAGAAUUUCGUCCAAUCUUUUGUCAAACAAAGAGCUGGUUUGAUGGGUCAUCAUAAUCAUUGUUAUAUGACAUUAAGUGUUGUUCGAGACACCUUAAAACAUGGGAGAGAACUCCGAUUACAACCCCUAAAUAGAUAUAGGCAAAGAUUUGGUUUACCUGCUUUCAAAUCUUUUCAAGAAUUAACCGGUGAAACUAAACUAGCAGAUGAAUUAGAAAAAUUAUACGGUGAUAUUGAUGCAGUAGAAUUUUAUGUAGGAUUAAUGUUAGAAAAAAGACGCUAUAAAGCCAUGUUUGGUUCUAGUAUAGUGGAAAUAGGUGGACCUUUUUCUGUGAAGGGCUUAAUGUCUAAUCCUAUUUGUAGUCCAAAACAUUGGAAACCUUCAACAUUUGGUGGUGAAGUAGGAUUUAAUAUAAUAAAAACCGCCUCAUUAGAAAAACUAUUUUGUUUAAAUAUGGAGGGCGAGUGUCCUCGUAUAUCGUUCAGAGUGCCAGAUUAUGUUGAAGGUGAUGUAGAUGAUUUAAUAGCAAAAGUUCGUGAUGAAUUAUAG
Molecule: messenger RNA, 1719 nt
Organism: Lottia gigantea (owl limpet)
Lineage: Eukaryota; Metazoa; Mollusca; Gastropoda; Lottiidae
Exons: 9
Biological process (GO): response to oxidative stress; cyclooxygenase pathway
Cellular component (GO): neuron projection; cytoplasm
Molecular function (GO): peroxidase activity; oxidoreductase activity, acting on single donors with incorporation of molecular oxygen, incorporation of two atoms of oxygen; prostaglandin-endoperoxide synthase activity
Source: RefSeq, a predicted model, not a curated record